This is a messenger RNA of Verticillium dahliae VdLs.17, 1432 nucleotides long. RefSeq names its product rhomboid protein. NCBI's taxonomy places the organism in Eukaryota, Fungi, Ascomycota, Sordariomycetes, Glomerellales, Plectosphaerellaceae. Gene Ontology annotation, molecular function: serine-type endopeptidase activity. The coding region runs from base 567 to 1103 and encodes 178 amino acids. The record is from RefSeq and is a predicted model, not a curated record. The transcript has 5 exons. Gene Ontology annotation, cellular component: membrane.
AGCACGGUCUGUCCGCCUAAAGCAUCCACUCUUCAGUUGCCUGAUCGGCUGCAUCGGAUUCUGAGAAGAACUCUGUGUUGCAUCCACGGCUGCCUCCUCCACUCGACUACUCUUUAUACUUCUGCACCGGACGAUCGACACAAGCCUUGUCGAUUACUGCCAAUACGUACACUCUGAUAGCGAUCGGAGUCUUGCUUGCCGCCUGCGGUUUAGACUACCAUUCGACCUACGGAUACUCGCCAGCAGCCUAGAUCGACAUCAAUAGCCAGGCAGGCCUCCGUCACUCGACAAGAUACGGCGCGAUGGCGUCUUCCGUGUAUUCGUCGCUGAACACGGCACGCGCUAGAACCUUCGUGCAACGUUUGCCGCUCUUCACACGCCUCGUAAUUCUGAUUGUUGUUCUGGCUUGGGCUGCAGGAUUGCAGUCAACAUGGGAUAUCCGGCAAUGGGGGUCACUGGUCCCUGACCAGCUAUCAUUCACUUCAGCUUACCGGAUCAAUACCUUUCCUUUUAUUCAUGUCAAUCUCAUACACACAAUCUUGAAUAUUUUGGCUCUAACGCCAUUGAUGGACCGAUUUGAAUCAGAGUUUGGCACUUUAACCUCGAUAUCCCUUUUCAUCGGCCCUCUGACAACUAUUCCUGCCGUUGCCUAUACCAUUAUCGAGUUGCUUAUUCUCCGACGAAACACUCCGGUCAUGGGGGCUAGCAUCUGGGUCUUCCUUCUCCUUGGUGUUGAAGCUAUUCGGACAUACAAGACGAACCCUCAUUUGACAAUUGGCACGUGGAAGAUACCGACAUGGACAAUACCGCUGAUCGUAGCUGUAGUGGUUUCAGCGCUUGUACCUGGUACCAGCCUCUUAGGCCAUCUAUGCAGUCUCGGGGUAGGCUACCUUUUUGGACUCGGCUAUCUAAAGUUCCUUGCACCCCCUGAAUGGGCUCUGCGCUGGGUGGAAGCAAAGCUGAAUCUUCUCGGGCGUCUCCCGCACUACGUCAGCGUGGAUCAGAAGACCUACGGCCGUUUUGGUUUGUUGCCGUCAGGUGGGCACGCCAGCAAUAAUGUGCCGAUGUCUCUCGUCGGGUCAUCGCAGCGAUUAGGAGCUUAGGCAAUCACGAGCACACGACUUGCCACAAGCUGCAAUCAUAAUGUACACAUCGACCUUUGCGCUCGGUUGUCGUUCCGGUUUACCUCAGUUUCAGGCGUUUGCGGAGUUGGAUAUGUUGUGGGAUAGAUCGUUUUGCGAAAUACUUGUUCCUCGGCGCACCCGCGAUGGUCCGCACAACUGGUUGUAGUCUUGUGGCGGAUGACAGUAACUGGACUGGGUCUAUUUCACCUGGACUCCGAGCAUUACUGAUGGGAUGGCGGCGCUUUAAUGAGACGCAUCGAAGCAGUGGAUCGUGGCAUACAAUGUAAUGUUUUUUUGGUCCACUUGCC